Fusarium subglutinans is the source of this 1335-nucleotide messenger RNA. Its product is annotated as 3-hydroxybutyryl dehydrogenase. The transcript has 4 exons. NCBI's taxonomy places the organism in Eukaryota, Fungi, Ascomycota, Sordariomycetes, Hypocreales, Nectriaceae. The coding region runs from base 1 to 1335 and encodes 444 amino acids. The record is from RefSeq and is a predicted model, not a curated record.
AUGGAAAAUGUGGACUCUAGAUGGCUUGAUACUCUGUACAGAGAAGGUUUCGAGGCAGUCUUUGGCUCUUGGAUGGGAAGAUAUGCUUGCCCUUUCCUAUUCGGUCACAACCUAGCAGACAAAUACGUCAGCAUAUCUGACCUCUGUCGCCAUCUCGAUGGCUGCAUAGUAGAUACUGGAGACAGCCAACUAGUCGGUCGAAGCAGAGACAUUGAACAGUCUCUCCAGAGCACCAUUUCAGCAUUUGCAGCACGAUGGCUCCCUGUUACAUCUCCAGAGCCAAAUUCCAACGAGGAUCACUGCAGUCUUGUCCAGGCUCUCUGGAGGCAUGCCAGGAGGGACAUGUUACGUGUCAUAAACAGGCCAGCCUACCGGUCAAUGCUAUCUCUGCUUCUGUUCGCUCUAACGCCAAUACCAGACGGCAUCUCGGAGGACGAGGAGGCAGAUGGAAUUUCCGGUCAGGCUUGUGUUCAUGCAGCCUUGCAGCAGAUACAAACAUUACGUGCACGUCAGAGAAACCUGCAAUUCAGCGGUUCCAAAGUUUCUCCGUCUCUCAAAUCCCAAGCUAUUGUCACAACACCAGAGUCGAUCGAAACAUCAGGCUUCAUAAAUGCCGAAAGUACUGUAUACUGGGCAGCUUUAACAUUUGACACCUCCGCAUCUCUCACCCUCAAUUGUCGCUCACUUCUAUCUUCAGGUCUUUUCGGCUUUGAGUCUGAACUCCCAUGGCGUCUCGUCAAAACUUGUGCCAAGAUGUUUGACGAGAACGCCCGCCAGUGGAAGCAAGGUAGCUCAGAUAUGACGGAUGAAAGAGCGAAUCAGAUCAUUGCUGCUGGGGCCUCUUGGAAGCUCCUUGGAUGGAAAGUCACUGCCAUUUUCAAAGAAGCUCUGAGAGAUGGCCAUGAGGAGUCAGAAGUUCGGAGAGCAUACCUGGCCGUAGUUGACUCUGUGAAACAAUUUGGCAUCAUUUAUCGCCCACUUUUGGACGAAUGUCAUAAACGCAUGCCUUUUCUUGGGCAACAGACAAAGCUUCGAUGGUUUUCUCUUAUGCUUCACUACCAUCUCAGCAUCCUCAUGCUAGUGGACAUCAUCGAAGCCACGGACCGCCAGGACCUGCUAUCAGACAUAACCGACAUAUGUAUCGAUGCUGAGAACACGGUGAUGAACACUCUAGCAUUCGGUUUGCACAACACAUUUACAUUAAAACGACCCAUCGAUUCAAUCGUCGGCGAUGGUUUGAAGUUUAUUGUCCACGUUGGAGAGGACGUUGAGGCAUUUGCCGCAGAGCUCAAAGUCUGUGCGGGCAGCGAUAGCAAAGUUCUCAACGACGGCUGA